Messenger RNA from Triticum turgidum subsp. durum (durum wheat), 2109 nucleotides. The record is from the annotation of a GenBank genome assembly. Lineage: Eukaryota; Viridiplantae; Streptophyta; Magnoliopsida; Poales; Poaceae.
AUGGCAAUCCCGGAGCUGUUGUUUGUCGAUUGUGCAGCCAGCUCGUGCCUCAAUCUCUUCCGCUUUCUGCCAGAGACAACCAUGCUGGGCGGCUACCUCCUCGCGGUCGUGCUGCUGCCGCUGGCCGCGGCCCAGGGGACGCAGUGGCAGUCCACCACAUGCGCCAGCGGCGCCUACGCGGCCAACAGCACCUAUCAGACCAAUCUGGGCCUGCUCGCCGCGGCGCUACCGGCCAACGUCUCGGCAUCGCCGGCCGGCUUCGCCACGGCCACCGUGGGCGUGGUGCCGGACCUCAUCUCCGCGCUGGCUCUCUGCCGUGGCGACGCCAACGCCUCGUCCUGCCGCGCCUGCGUCGCGGCGGGCUUCCCGGGCGCGCAGCGCGGCUGCCCCAACAGCAAGGACGUCGCCAUCUACCAGGACGACUGCGUCCUCCGCUUCUCCGACCAGCGCUUCCUGGACUUCAUAGGCGUGGAAUCCCCCGCCGGCACCUACUCCUCGGACGAGGAGAACCUCACAGCCCCUGCGGCCUGGUUCAACGCCGCCGCCCUCGCGCUCCUCAACGCGACGGUCGACCAGGCCGUGGCCGCGCGCGGCGACCCCGCCAAGAAGUACUUCGCCACGGGCGAGGGGAGCUUCGACGCGACGUACUACCCGAAGAUUUACGGGCUGGCGCAGUGCGUGCCGGAGAUGACGGCCGCCCAGUGCCGAGGCUGCCUCGGCGGCUUCAUCGGAGCCGCGCCGUGGUUCUUGUUCCAGAACGGGAAGUCUGGCGGCCGAGCUCUUGGGGUUUGGUGCAACCUGAGGUACGGCGUGAACCCGUUCUACACGGGCGGCGCCAUGGUGAAGCUCUCGGCGCCGCCGGCACCAGCACCCGCAGCCGUGCCUUCGAUUGCUACCGCAGAGACGCCAGCAGGGAGGAAAGGGAGAGUGGCAGGGAUCUCUACAGGCGCCGCUUGUUUCGCCGUCCUGAUGUUGAUUCUUGCAGUCUUUGCUUUUAUUCGCUUCAAGAGAAGAAAGGCCAAGAAGCAUGAUGACUCAUUUAACAAAAUGGCGAGGGGGAAGUGCACUAUCUACGAUUUUCCGACGCUGCAAGAGGCAACCGGAAACUUCUCAGAGAAGCAUAAGCUUGGAGAAGGCGGUUUCGGAACUGUAUACAAGGGAAACCUCCCGGACGGGCAGGAAAUAGCAGUGAAGAAACUUAUAGAUGGUGCUGGUGCUGGACAUGGACUGGAUCAGAUCCGCAAUGAAGUGCUGGUGUUGGCACAGCUCCAGCACAAGAACCUUGUUAGGCUACUGGGGUUUUGCUGGCAUCAGAAGGAGAUGCUACUUGUCUACGAAUACAUCAAGAACGGGAGCCUCGAUAACUUCCUUUUUGUAGAUGCUAGUCGAAGAAACACACUAAGCUGGGAUGAAGAGUACAACAUCAUUCUCGGAAUUGCCAAGGGCAUAAUGUAUCUUCACGAGGACUCGAGCGUAAGGAUCAUCCACCGAGACCUGAAAGCUAACAACAUUCUGAUUGAUGAUGCCAUGGAUCCGAAGAUUGCGGACUUCGGGUUAGCUAGGCUGCAAGUCGGAGGCCAUACUCAAACCAUGACAGCUAGAGUUGUUGGAACAUACGGGUAUAUGGCGCCAGAGUAUGCAAUACAUGGAAACGUGUCGCCAAAGAUCGAUAUUUUCAGCUUUGGUGUCUUGGUGCUUGAAAUUGUAACCAAGAGGAGGAACUGUGGCUCCGAUGAUUGCGAGACGGACACGGUGAAUCUCCUAAGUGAUGUAUGGACUUGUUGGACCAAAGGGACGAUAUUACAGAUGAUUGAUGAAUCACUUGAAGGACACCCCCGAAUCCAGGCGCUAAGAUGUAUCCACAUUGGGUUGCUGUGCGUCCAAGCAGACCCUGACGACAGGCCUGACAUCCCAUCCAUCAUCUUCAUGUUGAACAGGGAGGACAUGGAGCUUCAGCCACCGGCACAGCCUGCAUUCUUCUUCGGGGAAGACUCAAACUCACCUUCUCCGCCAUGCCAGCAGGGCAUCUACGUGUACAACCGCUCUGAGGUGGUCUUUGAAAACACCUCUGUGAAUGGGCUCACAAUUACUGACGCAUAUCCUAGAUAA